Molecule: messenger RNA, 3227 nt
Organism: Triticum dicoccoides
Lineage: Eukaryota; Viridiplantae; Streptophyta; Magnoliopsida; Poales; Poaceae
Product: protein FAR1-RELATED SEQUENCE 5-like
Exons: 6
Coding region: 183-1592 (469 amino acids)
Source: RefSeq, a predicted model, not a curated record
UGUCCUCCGCGUUCGGGGACCGGAGUAAAUGCGACGGCCGAACCCCCAACUAACCCCUAUACCGUAUCUAUCUAGAAGGGGCUAGGACCGCUUGACCCCGUCCUCUCCCAGGGCGAUCUACUGCGACGCCAUUUUUGUGUGCAUCUUGUGGGGAGAUUUCUGCAGCCGGUGCAGGACCGGGCAUGGAAGAAGCAGGCAUGGAGUUCCUUCUGGACGCCGUGGACAGGUUCCCCUUGCUUGAGGAAUUCGCUGACAGCGUUGAGCAUCCAGAUCCAGUUCCUCUGGGGCGGAUGCAAGCGAACGAGCCCAGUUACGCGGGUAGCCCUGUCUCAAAAGAUGAUUCUGGGUGCGGCCAGCAGAUUGGCGAAGUUGAGGUGAACGGAAGGCAACCUGCUGCUCGCCGCCGUACGAACACAUCUCCAACUCGGUUUGGACAGUCAACUGACAGGGUGAACCCAGAAGCACCCGGGUGGACUAAAAGGUUACGGCUAGGGAGCGCGCCACCGGACAGGACACCAUGUCCCAGCCGUAUGAGCGCUCUGGAGGAGUCGAUGCGCAAGUACGCUGAAGAGCCCAGCAAAAAUGUGGUGCGGCCAACACUUGUUCUGACUUUUGAUUCGCUUGGUGAAGCAUACGACUUCUACAAUUUGUAUUCCUGGGAAACCGGUUUCGGCAUUAGAUAUGGAAAGAGUCGGCUGAACGUUGAGAGGAUAAAGUGCAUGCAAGAAAUAGUGUGCGGUUGCUCGGGGAAGCCAGAAGCAGAAAAUAGUAGAUCGUGCAGGUGUGAGUGUCCAGCUUUGAUAAGAUUGUUGCGAGCAGCGGACAACAGCUGGUACAUUACAGAACACAGAGAGAACCAUAAUCAUUCAAUGUCAUUGACAAUGGGUGAGAAAGUUCACCGGCCGUCGCACAAGCACAUUGAUGUGUACACUAAGGAUCUCAUAAAACAGCUACGGAAGAACAAUGUUAACCUUGGCAAGGUGUACAGCAUAAUAGGAUGUUUCUUCGGGUCGGUUGAGAAGGUUCCAUUCACUAAGAGGACUCUGAGGAACAUAUGCGGGAAGAUCAGUCGGGAGCAGGCCGAUGAUAAUGUUAGGAAGACACUUGAAGUGUUCGCUGACAUACAGUCUGGUGACCCUGGUUUCACAUACAGAGUGGUGGCUGAUGAUACAAGCAAAGUGAAGAACCUGAUGUGGGCAAACGGGAGCAGCCGUAUGCAGUACCGUUUCUUUGGAGAUGUUGUCACUUUCGACACAACAUAUAGUACUAACUUGUACGACAUGCCUUUUGGAUUACUUGUUGGGGUAAACAAUCAUUUUCAGAGCAUCAUCCUCGCUGGGGUGCUGAUGUGCGACGAGCAGCAAGAGAGCUUCGAAUGGGUUUUCGCCGAGUUCCUUCGAAUGAUGGGAGGACCUGCCCCAAAGACUAUCUUGACAGAUCAGUGCAGAGCUAUGGAACUAGCUAUCAAGAAGGUGUAUCCAGAUACGAUGCAUAGGUGGUGCAAGUGGCACGUGCUGAAGAAAGCAAAGGAGAGUCUAGGACCUUUGUACACCAAAAAAAUGACUUCCAGGCUGAUUUUCACAAAGUCGUGAACCACAUGUUAACCGAAGAUGAGUUCGAGACGGCAUGGGGUAUGUUGCUGGAUAAGUACAAUUUGCGAAAGCACGCAUAUAUGACACAGAUUUAUGAGAUUUGAACAAAGUGGGCAAAACCAUACUUUAGAGGUGUUUUCUGUGCCAAGAUGACCAGCAAACAACGGAGCGAGAGUGCCAAUCACAUGUUGAAGACAUACAUGCCCCCAGCGAGCCCCAUGCAUGUGUUUGUCAGGCAGUAUAUGAGACUGCAAUUUGACAGGGAGCGUGAAGAGAGCUACAAGGAGAAAAGAACUAUGAUUCUAAGUCAGCCGUUUAAUUUUUUCAUUGCACACAUGGCAAAACCUAAAUGCUAAUUUUUGGAACUUAUUUGCUAUUCUGUCAAAUUGUGUUGCUCUUUUGCAGGGAGGUGCAGUGAGAAGAACAAAUUUGGCUAUAGAGAGGCACGCCAGUAAAAUAUACACCCGAUCUAUGUUUGACGAGUUUGGGACAUUUCUGAUGGAAGCCAUAGCAUAUAACAUAACGGAGAUAGAGAAGAUGAAGAAGUAUGUGGCAACCCAUAAUAAUGCGGCAAAGAGAGAGAGAUGGAGCAGAGUUGUUUAUGAGGUUACUGUCGCGGAUGAUCAAAAGGAGUUUACUUGUGAGUGUGGUCAAUUCGAACACACUGGUUUGUUGUGCAACCACAUUCUAAGGGUAAUGGAAAUACUACACCUAGAACAGAUUCCAGCUAAACAUAUUGUGAAAAGGUGGACGAAGGACGCAAGAGACAUUCUACCAAGCCAUCUGCAGCAGUACCAAAAGGACAAGCGGACCAACACAUCAUUCACAUGGAGGCAUUCGACAUUGUACUUCAAAGCUAUGGACGUUGUUCGAAUGGGGGAUGCGAGUGCACAAUCAUUUGAUUUCAUGCUAGCUGGGAUGGAAGAUCUACUAGUGCGUGGAGCACCUAUUGCAGAGAGGAGAGAUGGCCUCGGGUUUGAGGAUCGGGUGACGACCUUAGACCCUGUGAGGCAAACUGAUAAUGGAGAAGUUGCUUUCGUGCUUGGUUCAGGUGCCGAUAAAGAGAAUAGCAUGGCACAUUCUGUCAGCAUCAAUGACUUGGAAGGGCUAGCAGCACCCGCUAAGCAGAGGGGGGUUGGUAGGCCAACAAAUAGCAGGGAGAAGGCACCGUACGAAGGACUCAGUCGACGUACACGUUUCUGCAGCAUCUGCAGGAGGGGAGGACACAAGAGAACUACAUGUCCUGAUAGAGGGGACGCACCAAAAAAGCCGAGGAAACCUAGUCGAUGCAAGAACUGCGGAAUCGAAGGUCACCGUCAGAACACGUGCACCAGGCCAUUGGGGUUCGCUGCAAACUAGUUUUCAACAUUCAUGUCUUAUGUUUUGCCGAUCGGAAAUUACUAGUUUGUUGUAGUACGAUCUGCUCUUUGCAUGCUUAUCUCCACUUAGAUGGUAUUCAUAGUUGCAUGAUGAAUAAGAUUAUGUAGUGUCAGCUGUGCAUCCACGCUCUAUGGCAAUGUAGCAAGAUAAAAUGUGCUGGACUUGAGUGAGGACUUUCGUGUUUCGUAUUGACUGAAGCUGAAAUGUUUAUUUGACUGUCAUACUGAAGAAAAUAUUGUUUCCUGGUUUUUAGUA